AUGGACGCCGCAGCAGCAGCAGCAGCCUCCACCACGCUCCUCUACGGCGCGCUCCUCCUGGCGGCGUUCCUCUUCGGGCCGCCGCGGUGCGCGGCCGCGGGAGCAAGAGUGGUGGUCAGCUCCCCGUCCCUGGCGCGCGAGGUGCUGCGCGAGCAGGACCUAGUCUUCUCCGGCCGCGACGUCCCGGAUGCGGCGCGCUCCAUCUCCUACGGACGUGGCGUCAUCGUACGCGUAGCUGUAGGCGGAGGGUCGUCGGACUCGAGCUCGCUGCUGUCGCAGCUCAUCGCGCGUUCCUCCUUCGGCGGAGCCGCGUCGUCCCGGCACCGGCUCACGGGCACGCUCUUCGGCUACCGCGACGGCCGCGUGUCGCUGUCGCUGCAGCAGAACGCGCGGUGCCAGCCCACGCUGAUCGUGGAGCUGGCGCUCCCGACGCACGCGCUGCUCCGCGAGCUCGGCGCCCACGCGGGCGCUCGCAUCGUGCUGGAGGUCGAGAAGCGCGCGGAGCAGAGCGGUGAGGCCGACGGCGCCCUCGACGGCAACGAGGCCAUCACCGGCGUCUGCGAGAGCGGCGGCGCCAACGGCUUCAGGCACAGCCACAACGACGGGUGGGUGCUGGAGGAGCUCAUGUGGACCAUGUUCUGCAACGGCAAGAGGGUGGGGUACACGGUGCGGCGGGAGCCCACAGAGGAGGACAUCGCCGUGUUGGAGACGCUGUGGGCCGUCACCAUGGGCGGCGGCGUGCUCCCCGGCAGGUCGGACGUGGACGGCCCCGACGGCGAGAUGGCGUACAUGCGCGGGAGCUUCGAGCACACCGUCGGGUCCCGGGACUCGGAGUCGCUCUACAUGGUCGGACCGCCCGGCGGCGACUGCCCGGAGCUCGCCAUCUUCUUCGUUAAGCUAUGA
Molecule: messenger RNA, 903 nt
Organism: Miscanthus lutarioriparius
Lineage: Eukaryota; Viridiplantae; Streptophyta; Magnoliopsida; Poales; Poaceae
Source: the annotation of a GenBank genome assembly